UGGUGCCAAGGACGGACGGAGCUCUUAGCCGCAGCAGUAUACGUAUGGUAGCAGAAGGACGGAGGUCGGCGUUUACUCCUGCGGCCUAUUUUCAAAGCGUAACCUGCGGCGUUCAACGACGAGUCCGGUUGUUGUGGAGCCUUUCGCUUGUCUUUACAACUUCACUCCGUGCGGUAUGUACUUCGUUCUUUGUGGUCUGUGGUUGUCGCGCUUGUUCGAAAUAUUCAUCCCGACCUUAAUCCGAUAUCAUCUGCUUAGAUUCACCUGCGGUCAAAUCGAUCUUCCUAAGGUGGAUAGCACUUAAUGCGUUCAUCGUCACCUCGUCAUUUGACCCAUAAUCCUUAAUCCUUAGAUCCUCCCCUUUCUGCGUUCCUCUUUGGCCGAGAAUUGGUCUUCUGCCAUCCGAUGGCAUUAUAUAAGGACCUGCUGGAGACGACGAUUUGUGGCAUGGCCCUUUCCGGAAAACAACUGUCCUUCGCCAUGUUCUCCAAGUCGCUAGCCAUCUUUACUGCUCUGACAGCUACUGUCAAGGGUGCCACUAUUGCUCCUCGCAACGCUACCUCUUCUUCUGAUCUGCCUCAGGUUGUCCUCAACUAUUCAACUGUCCAGGCUUACGAGUCUGGUACGACUUCUGCAGGAACAUACUAUGCUUUUAAAAAUAUUCGAUAUGCCGCUCCCCCGGUGGAUGAUCUCCGCUGGGCUGCUCCCCAAGAUCCUGUACAAGAGGACUCAGUCAAUGAUGGGACCUGGUCAAACACUACUGGAACUCAAGGGUGCAACGUGGCUGAAGAUUGUCUUUUUCUCGAUGUGUACGUUCCUGAGAGCGCACUCAAUGGUAGUGAGAAGCUGCCUGUGCUCUUCUGGAACUAUGGAGGUGGAUGGGUUGGUGGUAGCAAAAAUGAAAACACCCCCGAGGGUCUGUUUGAAGUCGCCAAUAACAGCUUUAUUUUCGUCGCUUACAAUUACCGACUUGAUAUCUUUGGAGUUUUGAACGGCCCUACUCUGCAACGAUCUGGCGGAAUCUCCAAUGUUGCUAUCUACGAUGCUCGGAAGGCUCUUGAAUGGGUGAACACUUAUAUUAGCCAGUUUGGUGGCGAUCCGGACGAGGUCACCAAUUGGGGGUUCUCUGCCGGUGGCUCUCAGGUCAUGUGUGCCAUCACCGCUUUUGGUGGCAACAAAUGGACUCCUUACUUUAAACGAGCUGUGGUGAACUCUCCUGGUUGGGUGCCUGGUGCGGGACACGCUCAAGCGGAGCGCUUCCUUCAAAACGUUACCGAAUACGUCGGCGGCUGUCCUAUCAACACUCCUGACACCAUUCAAUGCUUGCGACAGGUGUCUUUCGACACCCUUCUUGCGGCGAGUCAGAACAUUACUUCCACCUACAGCUAUCAGAUGCAACCUAGAGCUGAUGGCGUCGUUCUUCCUGACACUGCUGAAUACCUUCUCUCUAUUGGACAAUUCCACAAGGAGGUCCAGGUCUUUCUGGGCCAUUCAGCUCAUGAAUUAAACACCCAGAGUACUUCGGCUGUCACAGAUGAUGCUUCCUUCCGAGCUAUGUUCAAAACCAUUUUCCCCUCCAUCACGGACUGGGCUAUCGACCUCAUCGAGGAACUUUACCCUGCUGAUGAUUAUUCUUCCCAAGGCUUGAGAUUCGCAGCCGCCAGGCAGCACUAUGACAUUCCCGGCAAGCUUCUGCCUCUGACCAACGCUUUCAGCAACCAGACCUACAACUACAUUAACUACCUCGGUGCUGCCACUCACGGCUCUGACCAAACGUAUUGGUGGUAUUCUGACUCUUCAAGCUCUGCUUCCUCCUCUUCUGAAUCCACUUCCAUAUCAACCUCUGCACAGGCUACUGCCUCUGCUUCUUCUUCUUCCGAUGAAUCCAGUGCCGAUGCUCCCACCGAUGGUGAUACGCUGCCUGGCAGCAGCUCCCUUUCUUCUUCCGAGAUCCUUGUUGCAAAGCAAAUGCAACGAUACCUCACCUCUUUCGUCCUCACUGGUAACCCCAACACUUACUCUAGUCCUGGCUCUGGUAACAUCACAUAUGUCGAUGACUGGCCUCUUUACGGCUCCGACGAGAACGUUCUCGAGUUCCAACCCUCUGGUGCUGGCUUCAAUUUGACUAGUGAUGAGCUUGACAGUCCUCAAGUUGUCUUCUGGAAUAAGGUGCUUUGGUACUAAUCCCAUUGUUGAAGAAAUUGUCAACCUGAAGGGGUAAGGCUCCUAAACAAAUAUCAAAUACUUCUACAGAAUGAAAGUCAGAAUCGAUAUAGUAUAAUGCUUUUAUCGUAUGCAAGGAUUGAUUGAAUCUGAGUCUGUACAUGCUGAUGAAUAGUCUAUACAUGCCGAUAAACCAUUCUUACUAUUGUAUUGACCUUGGGCCAGUGAUAAAAUAAUUGCGGC
Molecule: messenger RNA, 2406 nt
Organism: Cryptococcus deneoformans JEC21
Lineage: Eukaryota; Fungi; Basidiomycota; Tremellomycetes; Tremellales; Cryptococcaceae
Exons: 11
Coding region: 406-2184 (592 amino acids)
Source: RefSeq, a predicted model, not a curated record